AUGGCGACGCCGGCUGUUGUUGUCGAGCGGGCAUCCAAGUAUUACGGUAAAAAGGGCGGAAAUGAUUACAAACCAGUGCUUCAGAAUUUGGACAUGACCGUCGAAAGGGGCACAAUCUACGGCCUCCUUGGCGCGUCUGGGUGCGGCAAAACCACUCUUCUGUCGUGUAUCGUCGGCAGACGACAUUUGGACAGUGGAAACAUAUGGGUGUUGGGUGGCAAACCUGGAGAGAAGGGCAGUGGGGUUCCCGGACCCCGUGUGGGGUACAUGCCCCAGGACAUAGCUUUAGUCGCCGAGUUCACAAUACGAGAUGCCUUAUACUACUUUGGCCGGAUUUACGGCAUGUCGAACAAACUAUUAGCUGAACGUUACGACUUCCUCUGCGACCUCCUGGAGCUACCAGCAGGUGACAGCUUCACAAGCAAUUGUCAGGCGGUCAGUAGCGACGUGUGUCAUUGGCUGCUGCUCUGGUACAUGAUCCUGAACUCCUUAUUCUUGAUGAACCUACUGUGGGGCUGGAUCCGAUGCUACGAGAGAAGUAAGUCCUCUUUGUUAGAAAAACAUGUUUCUUGGAAAAUGUAUCGCCUUUUUUAA
Messenger RNA from Pieris macdunnoughi, 594 nucleotides. Lineage: Eukaryota; Metazoa; Arthropoda; Insecta; Lepidoptera; Pieridae. The record is from the annotation of a GenBank genome assembly.